UAUAAAUGAAUACAGCAUUCCAAAGCGGUGGAGCACUCAAUCUGCCUCUUCUCCGUCGCUCGGCUUUGAAAUGGAACUAUGCUGCCGCCCAAGGGCGAUCCUCUCCCUUCCCCGACUCCGUCUCCGUCCGAUCAUUCGCCAUCACCCAUCCCUCUCUUCAUCCAAAACCCUAUCGUUUCACUCCAAACCAGGUUUGCAUUUGCCACUAGCAACGGCCUCUGAGGAGACCUCGACCAUCGUGUCAGAGAAGUUAGACGAGCCUUCGGAGCCGAAGAAGGCUCCAGUAACAAUUGUUGAGACUCCGAAUGGUGACGAGCAAGGCGAGGCUGGAGAUUUCCUUAGCAAGCUUGAUGUCAAGUUGGAAUUCAAUGACACUUACUACAUCCUGUUUUACGGAGCUGGUGCUUUUCUUACUCUGUGGAUUUCCUCAUCCGUUGUUACUGCAAUCGAUUCUCUUCCUCUGUUCCCAAAAGUUCUGGAACUGGUUGGCCUCGGCUAUACAAUCUGGUUCAGCUACCGAUAUCUCAUUUUUAAGAAAAACAGGGAGGAAUUAUUUUCAAUGAUUGAAGAUCUCAAGGAGCAGAUAAUUGGACAAUCUGAUUAUGAAUGAUGAUUUCGACACGGUCCGCCUACCCUUGAAAAUUUCAUAAUGUGAUCUUGAGCUGCGUUUGCUUUCCUCUGUUCAAUUAUAUAUGGUUUAUUUCAAAGCGCUCUAAUAUCUUAUAUAAUAGUAUUUUAUUUUCGUACCUGUUAAAAGCUAUAGUUUUGGUUCUACAUACAUUUUUAUUCAUAGGACAAUUGUGAUGUAGGUUUCUCUUAUCUUUAGGAGCUCCCUAUAAACUGGCCUUUUACUUAAAAAAUAAAGCAGCAAUCUACUACCCUCGGCUGUUAGGCAAUUUUGUUAAUGGCUAUACUUCAAAAUAGCAUUUUUCUUUACUCUAGGUUGGAUAUUCAAUGUCUUGCAGUAGUUUUCAUUCAUGGCCUGUAUAUUCGAAUGUGGCUUUUUACAAGUUUUUUUAUUCACUGUUUUUC
This is a messenger RNA of Dendrobium catenatum, 1032 nucleotides long. RefSeq names its product protein CURVATURE THYLAKOID 1D, chloroplastic. Gene Ontology annotation, cellular component: thylakoid; chloroplast thylakoid membrane. The transcript is spliced from 5 exons. The record is from RefSeq and is a predicted model, not a curated record. Bases 71 to 610 code for a protein of 179 amino acids. NCBI's taxonomy places the organism in Eukaryota, Viridiplantae, Streptophyta, Magnoliopsida, Asparagales, Orchidaceae.